AUGGGCAUCUUUGACUUCCGCCUGUCUUACCAAUGGCUCUUCUGGACCGCGCCCACGGGCGAGCCCCCAGCCGCACCCGAGGGUCUUACACGGUACUGGGUCGAGACACCAUCUGGCAGGAUAGAGGUCCUUUCCAACCAAAGCGAGACCCCGAAUACCUCCAAAACGCCGAUUGUCUUCGUCCACGGCGGCAUGGGCAGCGCCUGGGUGUGGACCGAGUACAUGAGGUACCUGGGGAAGCACGAUAUUCCCUGCUACGCCGUCUCCCUGCGCGGCCACGGCAACAGCUGGCACCCGUCGUACUUGAAGAUGGUGUACUUCACCACUAGACAGAACCUGGCCGACGAUGCCAUCGCCGUCAUCAGGUGGGUGCGGGAGCGGCAGGGGAGCGAGGUGUUGCUGGUGGGACACUCGAGCGGCGGCGGUCUCAGCCAGGGAAUCCUAUCGGCACAGCAGGCGCGUGUCAAGGGCGUUGCGCUCCUUGGUGCUGUCCCUGCCUUUGGCUCGCACGGCGUGUAUGCCAACUGGGCCAUGUUUGACCCGUGGUUCGCCGUCCGCAUGUUGUUCCACGGCUGGCAUCCUAACUCUCCGCUUUCACAUCCCUUCCUGGUGAAGCAAGCUUUCUUUGGCCACCAGAUGACCGAAGCCGGCGUUGCAGACUUUCAGAAACAUUUAAACAGAUACGAGUCUUUCCUAUGGCCCAUUAGCAUGAUGAAGCCUUUCGCCAAGGCCGCCGACAUUAUCGAUUCGAUCAGCGGCUGGGGCACUAGCACGAGAAUCCUCAUACUCACGGGCACCCAGGACAAGUUGAUGACGCAUGGUGUCAUGCAGAAGCUCGCUGGGACAUUCAGGCAUGCUUUUGCGCAGCUUGUGGGCGAAAAGAAGUUGGAUGCCAAGGUUGAUACUGUCAAUUCUACUGGAAGCGAGGGCAGCGAGGAUGAUGAGGGUUGUGGAGUGAGGCUAGCUUGGAUUCACGGGGCUGGGCAUCACUUACAGAACGAUGUGAUGUGGGAAGUUGGAGCGAAGAAGCUGCUCGACUUUUAUGAGCAGCUGUAG
This is a messenger RNA of Colletotrichum chrysophilum, 1056 nucleotides long. RefSeq lists its product as uncharacterized. Bases 1 to 1056 code for a protein of 351 amino acids. The record is from RefSeq and is a predicted model, not a curated record. The transcript has 2 exons. NCBI's taxonomy places the organism in Eukaryota, Fungi, Ascomycota, Sordariomycetes, Glomerellales, Glomerellaceae.